AAUGAGCACAGACGAGUUCAGUUACAGGAUUUCUGUCUCAGCUCCAGUAAUUGUCUUUUUGCUUCUUUUCGCCCUCAGACCUGCUGGAGGUCAGUUUCAUGUGGUUGGACCUCUUCAGCCUAUCACGGCUGCUCCCGGUGAUGAUGUCAUCCUGCCCUGUCAUGUGGAACCAAAGUUUAAUGUGGCCGAGCUGACGGUGGAGUGGUCAAAGCCGGACCUCCGACCUGACCCCAACGAUCGGCUGAGCAGAGUGGAAUAUGUUCAUCUUUACAGAGACGCCCGUGAGGUCCCCGACAUGAAGCUCCCAUCAUACAUCGGGAGGACGGAGUUGUUCACCGACGGCCUGAGAGAAGGAAACAUCUCUCUAAGAAUCACUAAUGUGACCCUCGAAGAUGAAGGAAGAUACAGAUGUUUCAUCCCAAAGUUAAAGAGCCAAACAAAGUCUUCAGUUGUUCGUCUGAUUGUUGACCCAAGUUCAGCACAAACAGGGACAACCGAGACACCACUGCAUCCUGAAAAUUUCCAUACUCCUGAAGAGAGAGAUACUAAAGGUUCUUUGUCCCAUCAGAGCCAAGUCAUCUCACUUGUCGUUUUCUGUGUGUUGAUCCUCCUCUGUGUUGCAGUCGGAGGAUACUUGUUCACUAAGUCAAAGAGUCAAAAAGCAGAAAUUCAAAGCAUCAACCCCUCCAGCCACUUGUGGACACUUUGGACGUACAGAAGGAUUGUUUGAGGAGUUCCUCUAAUGUGUUUGAACCCAAAUGAACUUUAACCCCUGUAAAUGAUGUCAGACAGGUUUAAGUAUAGAAAUAACUUUAAUCAUUUGAGCCAAGGUUGACAUCUGGCAUCAAAGUGGAGGGUUACUCUCAAAUCUGUUAGUGGCGUGUUGUGCUGCGGCGCUUUAUAUGUUUUAAUUGUGUCGACAUGAAAGUUGAUUUUUGUGUGACUUUGACCAAUUUUGUGUCCAAGGUAACUUGCAUAUUUAGGUCACUUCAAUAAAAUUGUAUUUAUAUAGCGCCAAAUCACAACAUUCACCUCACGGCACUUUAUAUUCUAAAUAAGACCAUCCUGUAAUUACAGAGAAAACCACACGGUCAAAACAACCCCCUAUGAGCAAGCAUUUAGCGACAGUGGGAAGAAAAAAACUCCCUUUUAACAGGAAGAAACCUCCAGCAGAACCAGGCUCAG
This is a messenger RNA of Archocentrus centrarchus (flier cichlid), 1185 nucleotides long. RefSeq names its product myelin-oligodendrocyte glycoprotein-like. Bases 2 to 730 code for a protein of 242 amino acids. NCBI's taxonomy places the organism in Eukaryota, Metazoa, Chordata, Actinopteri, Cichliformes, Cichlidae. The record is from RefSeq and is a predicted model, not a curated record. The transcript has 5 exons. Gene Ontology annotation, cellular component: external side of plasma membrane. Gene Ontology annotation, molecular function: signaling receptor binding. Gene Ontology annotation, biological process: T cell receptor signaling pathway; regulation of cytokine production.